Messenger RNA from Lonchura striata (white-rumped munia), 1442 nucleotides. NCBI's taxonomy places the organism in Eukaryota, Metazoa, Chordata, Aves, Passeriformes, Estrildidae. The record is from RefSeq and is a predicted model, not a curated record.
ACGGCGCGCUGCGCGGCGGGGCGGGCGCGGCAGAGACACCAGCUGAAGGUGUUGGUUAUGGCUGCAGUGUGUCAAGCACUGCACAGGAGAGUUUCCUCCCUCGCCUGCAGGUUGCACUCCACUUAUGUGAGAAAAAUGAGAUACUUAAAUCAGUUAAAGGAAGAUGACAGCCUUUGUAGACAAGCUCAGACCUCAGGAACUUUCUACCUCUUUCACAAUCUCUCCCCCUUCCUGCAGAAAGUUGGAAAGAAAUAUUUGGUACCACAGCUCAGUGCAGCAGAGAUGAGACAGACUCUGGAGAAGCUGCAGGAGACCACGGGGUGGCUGGAGAAGUCGGUGCUGAUCGGUUGUUCGGACGAGCACAGACCACGCUUCGCGCUGGAUUUAGGAGCCUUGGAUAAAUCAGUCCUUGAGUCAGAACUGCAGGGAUCAUUUACUGACCUACGAAAGGCUCUCUUUGUAGUGGAUGAGAAGGAUUCUCCUUUGCUGGCUUCGGCCCAGUCCCUCCUGCGGUGGCACGAUUCCCACCAGUACUGCAGCAAAACUGGGCAGCCCACUGAGAAGAACCCAGCUGGCAGCAAACGUGUCUGCCAUGCCAGUGGAGUCACCUACUACCCACAGAUAUCUCCAGUGGUCAUCACGCUGGUGUCCGACGGGAGCCGGUGCCUCCUGGCCCGCCAGCCCUCGUUUCCCCCGGGGAUGUUCACAGCUCUGUCAGGCUUCUGUGACAUGGGGGAGAACGUGGAGGAGGCAGUGCGGCGAGAAGUGGCCGAAGAGGUGGGGCUGGAGGUGGAGUCGCUCCGCUACUCGGCUUCCCAGCACUGGCCCUUCCCCAGGAGCUCCUUAAUGAUAGCCUGCCAUGCCCUGGUGGGAGCCCAGCGGGCUGAGAUCAGUGUGGACACCCUGGAACUGGAGGAAGCCCGUUGGUUUGGCCUGGUGGAGAUUGUGGAGGGUCUCAAGAGGGCACCCAGCUCUUCAAAGCAAGACGACGGUAGUUUUUUACCCUGGUUCCCUCCAAAACAGGCCAUUGCUCACCAGCUGAUCUGUGAGUGGCUGCAGCAGCAGACUGCCCAGACAGCUUAGGCAGGGCUUCAUCAACUCUGUGAUUCCACUAGAACUGUCAAAGCUCCAUAGAAAAGCUUCCAAAGCCCCUGGAGGCAAGGGCUCAGUCACAGUGAGGGCAGCACCACGUUGAUGGCACUCAACACACUGACCUACAAAGGUCUCUGAACUGGUCUGACAGGCCCAUGCACAGUGGAUCACCUCUGAGAUCCCAUGGUUUGAAGUAAAUGUACAAUAAAAUUCUUUGUUCCAAAGCAUCAAAUUGUUGUGACCAGCUGUCAUUGACCCCAUGGCACCAAUGUCCCAUUUCCAUUUCUUCUGUCUUUGGUGGACAUCCAAUGCACUCUUUUUCCCAGAACAAAAAUAAAGGGAGAGUGGCA